GGACGAAACAUAUCGUUGUGAACUGUUGAAGUGGUGCAUUGUUGUCGCUGGCCGCCGUUGACUGACGUCCGUAGUUUGAGGUUAGGGAAUUCCCUCCACGGGAAAAACGGACACCUGUUCCACGCGAAUGUUAUAGCCAGUUCCAGUUCCGGGGACGUGUGUGUGCGACGUGUUGAAUCGGUGGAAUCAAUAGUGCGUGCUUAAUUGCGCCAUUUGCCAAGGAAGCAAGGAAGGCGGAAUUGUUCCAGGAGACUGGACGAAGCCUAGGGGAAGACGGGCACUACUUCGGUACACAAUUUGUCAGUCUGAGUGCGUGGGAGGUGUCCUAGAUUCGAAUUCGAAGGAGCCGGCCGAACGGCACGAACCUCGUUGGCCCCCAACAUCAACGGUCAGGAUCAGUCCGAAAACAUUCCCCCACAAAAGGCAAAACAGGCUAAGGGUAUACCCACGAGUAGAAUGUCGAUGACAGCCCAGCCAACCGUCACACAGAUCGCGCAACCACAAACGGUAGCCUCACAGCUCAGUCAAGCCGCGUCCAACCCCCGACGGUCCUACGUCGUCAAAGAGGUGGAACGAUUAAAGGAAAACCGUGAGAAGCGGCGAGCCAAGCAGGCCGUAAUCCGGGAAGAGAAAAAUGCACUUAUGAACAUGGAUCCCGGCAACCCGAACUGGGAACUGUCGGCCAUGAUCCGGGAGUACCAGAGCCAGAUCGACUUCCGGCCGCUGCUGGACGGGCAAGCCAUCGAAGACCACCAGAUCACGGUGUGCGUGCGUAAGAGGCCACUCAGUCGCAAGGAACUGAUGCGCAAAGAGCUGGAUGUGAUCUGUGUACCAACCAAGGACACCUUGAUAGUGCACGAGCCGAAAACGAAGGUGGAUUUGACCAAAUUCUUGGAGAAUCACAAUUUCCGAUUCGAUUAUGCUUUCGACGAUAGCUGCGACAACGAACUGGUUUACAAAUACACGGCGAAACCGCUGGUGCAGACCAUUUUCGAGGGCGGUAUGGCGACCUGUUUCGCCUACGGCCAGACCGGUUCCGGUAAAACCCACACCAUGGGUGGUGAUUUCAACGGCAAGGUUCAGGACUGCAAAAACGGUAUCUACGCAAUGGCCGCCAAAGACGUGUUUGCCUAUCUGCACAGCGCCAAAUACAACCACCUGAAUCUGGUCGUGUCGGCCAGCUUCUUCGAGAUCUACAGUGGAAAGGUAUUUGAUUUGUUGUCGGACAAGCAAAAACUUCGGGUCCUCGAGGACGGCAAGCAGCAGGUCCAAGUGGUGGGUCUCACGGAAAAGGUAGUCGAUUCGGUGGAAGAGGUUCUAGGUAUCAUCAACCAUGGCAACAGUACGCGAACCUCCGGACAAACCUCAGCCAACGCCAACUCGUCCCGGUCACAUGCCGUAUUCCAGCUGGUCGUUCGACCCAAAGGCUCAACGAAGAUCCACGGAAAGUUUUCGUUCAUCGAUUUGGCCGGUAACGAACGUGGCGCGGACACAUCGUCUGCGAACCGCCAAACUCGAAUGGAAGGAGCCGAAAUCAACAAAUCGCUGCUAGCCCUGAAGGAGUGUAUUCGAGCGCUGGGCAAACAGAACGCACACUUGCCGUUCCGCGUAAGCAAGCUGACCCAGGUGCUGCGAGAUUCGUUCAUCGGCGAAAAGAGUAAAACCUGUAUGAUUGCAAUGAUUUCGCCCGGCCUGAGUUCCUGUGAACACACGCUCAAUACGCUGCGAUACGCCAAUCGAGUCAAGGAGCUGGUCGCCAUUGAUCCAUCCGAGAGAACGGAUGAAAUCGAACCAAUGGAAAGUGAUGAACAACCGAAGAAUGGCGUUCUCUCCGAGAACGAUUUGGCCCAGCUACGGUCACUUAACGAACACGACAUGUCGGUUGAGUUGUACAACCAGCACGCAGCUAUCUCGGAUCUGCAGCAGACGGAAGAGGAAGUGGUGGACCAUCACCAGAAGGUGAACGAGUUCCUGAUGAAGUUCUUGCCGGAAUCGCGGGAACUGUACAAGCAAACGAACUAUGUGGAUUAUGAUCAGGAUGCUUACUGCAAACGCGGCGAGGAACUGUUCACCCAGCUGGCCGAGAUUGCCACCACCUGCAAGGAUCUGAUGUCCGAGUUCCGUGCCAAGCUGGCCAAGGAGGAAAUGCUGUCGCACAAGAUCAAACCGGACCGGAAGUACAACUAGGAGGCGGGCCCGGGCGAAAGCUAGAUAAAAAAAACAAAAACGGAAAAGCAGACAGAACACACGCUGAUGUUGGCAUUGAAAACUGCAGAAAAAGUGCGUGUGUGCGUGAGCGUUUCGAGAAUAAGUGAAGACAUAAAAUGCGUUUCUAGUGCGAAGUUUGUAUAUUAGGCGAGCUGGAACCGAGCCACCGGGAUUGGAGUGGUUUGGUAGGGUUUUAUCAACCAUAUGAAAGCUGUGCUUUUUUGUAGGGAGAAGAAACUUCGAACAAGUCCGACUCAGGUGGCUCAGUUUCCAGCAGUUUGUGCCGGUGUAGUAGUUUUACCUCCGAAACGAAUGUUAUUAUAGAUUGUUAACGCAACACAGAAAGAUUGAAAACGAUUACUGUUUCGUGCUCCACCUUGACAUCUUCUAGAAUAUUGCUGUAAAAUGGCUGGUUGAAGAUAACAAAAAAAAAAUCGUCAAAUAAAAGCAUUCGCGAACAUCAUUUCAACAUCAUUUGAUUAAACAAUAACACGUUAGUAUACAAACUAUGGCACAGUAUUAGCAGCUGUCAAGGUGUUGUGGGCAGGCAUAAAUCGUUGAAACUUGAAAAUAUUUACGAACAAGCAGCAUUGGUUCAAAUGCAGAUGGUCCUCUUUUUUCAGUAAAAAAUUGGACCAGCACAGGAUAACUACAGAUAUUUAAUUGAAGUUAAAAAAACUACUAAACACAAGUGAAUUAUCUUAAACCUAGACAAACACACACAUUCUGUUUUGAAGAUAGGCUGCUGCUAUGCUACCACACUCCUCCAAAAACAGUCACACGCCCCGAAUAUCAUUCCCUCAAAUCGUACGAACAAUAUUCUCUACAAAUGCAUUGAAGACUAGCAAAACGGGCAAAAAUGACUAAUAUAUUUACCGUUAAGUGUAUUUGAAAUCUUUUUUUCUCUCUUAUCCCUCUUAUUAAAUUGCUUUAAUGUUAUACACUUUUUGGGUGCAGCAUCCUUAUUUGCUUUCGUACUCAUUUCGUUUAAUAGGAUUCCAAGCGCCGAAUGUUAAAUCGGAUAUUAAAAUGUAUUAUUGUUUUAUCAGUUUCUUUAAGGCGCAGUCAUGGGGUGAACCCUCACUUCGGAACACCUGUGUAAAUCUGUUAUAAAUAUUAAAAAAGCACAACAGACUACUAAAAUAAUGGGAUUAUUUUAUCACUAAAUGCGGUACUUUUACUAAAGAAAAUAUUUGAAAAGAUGUGUGCGCUUGGAGUGGUCAUGAGAAUGAGUUGUUGAGCAUAUGUUUUAGAUAGGUACGGCUUAUGAAAUGUGGUUUAAAAAAGACGAUUGAAAUAAUAAGCAGAAAAAACGGUAAGACAAGCAACUAGAACGACUAUAAUAUGGUACGCCGCAACUAAUGGAAUGAACUUUGAAAACGUGAAUGUAAUAAGUUUUCAACGGAAACGAGUAUUUUGAGAGUGUGAUCAAAUAUCUGAACAAAAUGCAACAAUUAACACAACUAUUAGGAACAACAUUGGGAGCAGUCAAAAAACACCCUUAUACAAUUUAAAAAAUAUCAUUAAGUUAAGUUAACGAUACUGUUUCUUUUCCUUUUGCUUUGUUCCCACUGGGCGUUCUUCUUGAAAUGUGUGAAGAACCGCCACCCAGAGGCGCGAUGCUUUUGUUUGUGUUAUUUCGAUUAUUUCACGAUAUGUGAUCACGCUGCGAAUGUUGAACAAUAGACAUUAUAUCUAAAGAAGAAAAAAACUGCGAACAGAGCGCACGUGCGCUUUCUAAAAAUGGCUUCUGUAAACUGCGAUUUGAGACCAAGUGCGUUAGUAAGAAACACAGGUUUACUGCAAAGCGUGUUCCCCCCUGGCAGUAGAGUUACGAGAAUAAAGAACUACACUACAAAACCAACACAUUCACCCGCUAUUGAGAAUUAAUGUAAUUAUUUAAUUAACCUUGUUUUUAUAAUGAACAAAGAGCGUUUUUUACUCAUUCUUCUUGAUAACAAUCAAAAUUAACGAAAGAAAACGAA
Molecule: messenger RNA, 4193 nt
Organism: Uranotaenia lowii
Lineage: Eukaryota; Metazoa; Arthropoda; Insecta; Diptera; Culicidae
Product: kinesin-like protein Klp10A
Exons: 7
Coding region: 457-2187 (576 amino acids)
Biological process (GO): microtubule-based movement
Molecular function (GO): ATP binding; microtubule binding; microtubule motor activity
Source: RefSeq, a predicted model, not a curated record